GCUGGCGCGAGCGGGACCGGAAACGCUUUCUGGACUUAACCGAGACUUCCCGGAGACCCUGUACUCCGUCCAGCUGUGCCGACGCGCUCUGUUUACUUAAACCACCUUGUGAAUGUGGAUGAGAAUCUCUACAGCGCUCCUGAAUUGCUCCUGAGAUAAUUAACGGGUUGGAAUCGGGUAUUUUAGGUUGGCGCGCGCAACGCACGCGUUCAACGUUUUUGAACUUUACCGGUUGUUGUUCUAGUUUAAGAACCGCUACAGAGACAUUACCACUCUAACCGAUUUGCAAUGCUUUGCUAAACGGCACAGACGGCACCGGAUGACGUUUGGGAAGUUUGAGGUAUCAUUUUGUGCGCGUGCCUGUGCGUGUAAGAAUUGCGCCCGCGUGCAUGGACCUCUGUUGUAUGUAGUGGGCGGCCGUGUGUCGGUGUGAAGGACAGCACGCGCGCAUUUAAGUAAAAAAACAAACAAAACAAAAAGUCUCCAACCUGUGAAGGUAAAUAGGACCGCGCGUGUCUCCACGAGUGUCGCGAGCUCCGGAUAUACCAACACCACCACCACCACCACCAACAACAACAGUGUCUCCAUCCUCUAAGGAAAUGUUCCGACUGGGAAUCCUCCUGAACCUGCUCUUCAUCAGAGGCUGGUUGUCCUCGGUGGUGCCCCUGUUCCCGGGCACGCUGGACUGCGGGCAGGCUGUACAGGAGUGUAUGGCCCAACCUGAGUGUGAAAAACUGUACAGACAGCUGGACUACUGCGUGGACGAAGAAGCCGUUGUGCCGCUCGUUCCUGAAGUCCGCCAAGCCUGCGCUGAUGCCCAGAAUGCCCUGCUGCACCAUCGGCCCCUGCAGGAGUGCAAGUGCCAGCGCGGAUCACGCAAAGAGACUCUCUGUCUCCGAGUGUACUGGACCGUGCGCUUCCCACAGGGGUAUGAUGACAUUGAGACGUCCCCGUACGAGGACAUCGAACUGGAGCUUGCGAGAAAUAGCGAAGUAACAAAACUGGCCUCGAUUGUGGCAGGUACUUCACAUCUUCAACACUCAGUGUCAGUGUCCUCAUUUCCAGUAGAUGGACAGAACCAGUGUUUAAAGGCAGCGCAGGACUGUGGGCUGUUCGAGAAAUGUGGUGCCCUACGUGCAGAGUAUGUGCUGGCGUGCACCAAGCGAGUGGCAGGCUCAGAUCGCUGCAACAGACAGAAGUGCCACCGGGCACUGCGCAGGUUUCUGGAGCGUGUGCCUGAAGAGUACAGCUUUGGUGUGCUUUUCUGCUCCUGCACUGAGCCAUUAUGUGGAGAGAGAAGAAGGAAGACCAUUGUCCCUUCCUGUUCCUAUGAGGAGAAAGAUGCACAACCUAACUGCCUGCACCUGGAGAGCUAUUGCCUCCGUGAUGACCUGUGCAGGUCCAGACUGGCUGAUUUCCAGCAGAACUGCCAGCCGUCCUCUUACUCCCCUUCAGGCUGUCUGCGUGAGAGCGGAGCCGUCUGCCUGAAGGCGUACGCUGGACUGAUCGGUACGAUCAUGACACCGAACUAUGUGAGUAAUAGCAGUAUGGAGGUGUCUCAGUGGUGUAACUGUGAAGGCAGCGGGAAUCAGCUGCAGGAGUGCCUGCGUAUCCUGCACAUGUUCAACAGCAACACAUGCCUGCGUAAUGCCAUAGAGAACAUGGGGAGUGCCAAUCCUCGGCCUGUGGAGGAUAGGCUGCUCCCUCCCCCUCAUCCCUCGCCCCACAUUCAACAUGACGAGCUAAACGUCAACUUGUUCGAAGACCUCAACUUGGUGGAGGAGAGCGAGGAGGAAAAGAACGAGCACGAAGAAGAGAUAGAUCCGGUGGAUGAGUUCAACGUCAUCCCCCCAUUCCCAGAGAAGGCCACUGUCACUGAUUUGGGUUCAGAGACAGGCAGAGUUCAGGGCCGGGCUUCAUCCUUUUCAGCCUCGCUUUAUCUUAUUCUUCUGCUGCUGCUCGCUACCCUCAGCUGGGGGUAGAAACCACCGCCAUUCACACUCAUCCACACUCACACACAUACACUUACAUCUGCACACACCCUCCUCAAAAUAAUCACUCACACCCACUCUAAAGACUCAAAGACUUUAUUCUGAGGGAUGGAGAGAAUGCAAGAUGAAAUGAAAUGAAAUGAAAAGAGAAGAAGAGGACAGAGGACAGGAAAGUCCUCUCCUACCCGCUACUGACCUUUCCUUUCACUCUGUUUCUCCUUCUCAACAAGAGGGCUGUGUGUAGCUUGCCGAUCGCAGCUCGUCCCCCAGGGAGUCACUCUCUGAAUCUGAUUCUGUGCCAAUUGUUUGGAAAAUUGUCAGGAAUCAUGAUUCAUGACUCAUUGGACUGAAUCGAAUCGGAUAUAUUUAACGCCUGACUGUCAUUGAGUGAAUCAGUGAAUCAGUGAAUCAGUAAUGUGAUGUAUCUGUUGUAUAAUUCUCCUUUGCUUUGCUGAUGUUGGCUAACCAUCAGUCAACUUGUGCCGCUGUUUGGGAAUUGCUAUAUUGCUUCCGUCCAAUGACACAGCUACAUAUGAGUUUUGUACUUUGCAUUUAGACACCUUGUGCGUUUUCUCAUUCUGAAGCUUUGUAACAGUGUGUGUGUGUGUGUGUGUGUGUGUGUGUGUGUGUGUGUGUGUGUGUGUGUGUGUGUGUGUGUUUGUGUGUGUGGGUGUGUGUGUGUACAAAAUGUUUGCACUUUGUCAACAUCAGAAAAAAACCUCUUACAAUACGUGUCCACUCGCAAGUUCACCGGCUGCAUCCUAUUUAUUUCAGUGAACAGCUCCGAUGGUGUGGUGACUAUGAUUGUCCUUCUUGCUAGAAUACGGUUUAAUCUCACGUACAUGCCAAAUUAUAAUUAUUUCUAAGUAUUUGAAUGAAUUUAAAUGGAAUACUCGUUGCUAAAGCUGGCUAUCGAUUAGCAUGAAGCUAACAGGGAGUCUGUCAUUGGACUACAUUAACUACACAUUAGAAUCUAGCUAGCUAAUAGUGCCAUAAAGGAAUGCUAAUGUUGCUCGUCUCUGGUUACACUAAAAGUGCUGAAAAAACAAAACAAUAGAAGCCAUCACAGAAAUUCUAAUGGUUUCCACUACAAAUACCAUUACAAAUCAUUAGAUAACCAUUAAAAACAUUACCAUUAUUGGUGCUUAAGUGUAUCCACUAGACAUAACAUACCACCAAUAGAAGGCAACAUAUUACCAGUAGAGACCCACAGGGACCAUUACAGUUUCCAUUAAAAGCAAUACAAUUCCCAUUCUAAGCAUUAAAUUCAUUUCAAAUUCUAUGAGGGUUUCUAUUGUUUUUGUCUGCUUUGUUUGUUUGUUUUCAGCAGGGAUGUGCCAGACUGAAAGAAACUGCAAACGUUUUAAAUAAAAACACGGGAAACUAUUCACUAAAACUAGCCAGUUAGUCUAAUAUGUAAGCUAACUUUGCAAAUGACUAGCUAAACAUGAAAAUCUAACAAGGCUAAUGUAACUCUGACCUGUUACAGUAGAGCUGGUUACAGAUUUUGCUCAGGUGAGAGUAUUUGCAAGAUGUAAACAAAUUCUUCAAUUAAGUAAUUAACUGUUUGCUAGCUAGCUAAUUAGCCUUGGUUUACUUUUAUACAAGCUUUUAAUGUUAAAAGGGGUUAGUCAUUAUGCAAGGUUAGUUAAACAUAAACAGCUAGCCAAAUAAAUAAAGAUAAUGAGUAUAACUAGCUGGCUAACUUCUGGUUACACUGUGAUUUAAAUAAACAUGUAAUUAGCUAAUAGCCGGCUUGGUAGUUACUUAGUAUCACCGAAUAAAAGAAAAUGACUAAGAGGCAUGACUGCGCUUGCGUGUAAAUGUUACGUUUAUAACUUGAGAACAUCUAGCUAGCAUAAAACCGGAAUUUGGAUGGAGGAUUGGACCACACCAGUGUUUAGCUGUUUUUACGUGGGUAGAUGUUGGACAAAAUAAAAACAGACAUAAAAAACGAAGUUGGAGGAUUAACCUUGCUAGCAAAGUGGACAGCUAAUGCAUGCUAAGAUAACUAAGAAAAAUAAUAAAUAAAUAAAAAUCUACAGUUUGUUCUUUAUCGGUGUAAAAUUUGAUACUAAAUACAAAAAAGAGAGAAAUAAAUAAAACACACAAAACUAGAUAACACUGAAUUAAUUGCUUAACUACUCUAAAGACAGUUUUGUAAAAUUUCGUCAGGUUUGUUUACAUUUGCUUGAUUGCCAUGACAACGAGCACAGAAACGGUAGACGCGGUGACAGAAGAUGCAAGUAGAUAUGUAUUGUUAGAGUAUAAAUUCUGAGGUUUUUGUAUUAAGUGAAGUUCCAGGCAUACUUACACACACUCAUACCCUUACUCAUACACACACACACACACACACACACACUCACACAUCCGUACGGCGUGACCCUCCAUCGGUGCAGAUGCAAGCGCUUUUCCUUUAUUGCUCUAUCUGCACUGUGCUUUAAUUUUUAGAGUCAGCACAGGCUGUGGACUCUAACCAGGGGCAUAAAUAAUAAACACACACACACCCACACACACACACACACACACACAUCUUGGAACAAUACGACUAAUAAAAUCUAAAGAAAUAAAUAAGCGUGUAAAUAAAUAAAUAAAUCAGUGCGUGAAGACGUGAGUGCACAGCAGGUGUUGGGGGUCCAGUCUGGGUUUGGAACCUCCGGGAGGAAGUUAUUUGCCAGCCGGAGAUAAUGGGUUAUAACGCAAACUGUUUAUCUUGUUGUGUGUUGGUGGGGGGAAGAAUUGCUUUUGAUAGAGCAUGAAGAAAAAAAAGCGAUAGGGGAGAGAGAAAAGAAAUAAGAGAGACCCUCCAGCACAAACAUACAGUCAAACACCUCCAGCUCUUUUUGUCGUAUAAAUCUAUUGCUGACACUAAUGUUUGUUUGUUUGUUUUUUUUCUUUGUUCCCCCUCCUUCAUUUUCCUCGUGUAUGUCUGAGCACGCUAGAGAAUCUUUCCUUCUCUUCCAGAGGGGCUUUAAUGUUAUUAAAGGCCCCCGCUUUGGUCUUACCCCCUCCAUUGUGCCGGUUCACAGGGAUCUAACGCAAGGCAAAGAGGUCGGACGCUGCUAUGUCUCUCUGUCGCUCUGUUUCUUUGUAUGCUAUCCUAAUAAGAGAAAGCUCCUCACAUUACACCACGUACAUGUCUUAACAACGACCUCCCCAAAUUGGUCUAUUAUACGGCAGGAAUGGAAUAGGCAGGGCACUGAUCGAACUGCUGUUCCGCCAUCCAGGCAAAGGUCAGCACUUGUGUGUGUGUGUGUGUGUGUGUGUGUGUGUGUGUGUGCUUUUAUGUUUUUUAUUUCAAAAUAUUGAAUUCGAUUUAAGCGACAAAUUAAAUUGUCAGCGAAUGAAAAAAAAUGUAAUGGUGUUGAGGAGUUAAGGUGAAUAAACCCAUCACGUCUCCACGUUACUUCUGUAUUAAAAAAAAAAAAAAAAAAAAAGUGCUACAGGACAUAGAGACAAGUUAAUAAUAUUGGGCCAGUAAUCAUUUCUGUCAUGAUUCAGCCAUUUCUUUUUGUCGUCUGUAGAUGAAGAAAACAAAUGGCCUGCAAAGGAUAUAGGCUCUGCAAAAGGCCAUUGCAGAGAUGAAUUAACAUACAUUCUUUGAUCCAGAACCAAAUUUUCAGUGACUGAAAAGAUAAGAGUCAGAUUUCUGGUGGUAUAUAAAAAAAAAUUGAGUUCAUGAGCUUAUCUCGUCUUGUCUCCUGUUUUGUCUUUGCUUAUGUAUCAGAAAGACUCCUUUAAAAUGUUAUUAUUAUUAUUAUUAAUAUUAUUAUUUUUACACUCCAAAUCAGGGAUGGAUGAUAUGUAAAAAAAAAGUCACAUGAUAUUUAAAUAUGGAUCACAGAUGUGGUAUGUGGGGUGCAGUAUGAUAUUUUUAUACCAUGGUCUGUCCGAAUGCUCGAUUCUGAUUGGCUGGAAGGUUAAAGCUGUGUUACAACACAGGUAGUUCCGGUCAGGUCUUUGCUAAAUGAAUGCGCUGCCUAUACACAACCGGAAUCAUAGUAACAUACAGUUACAUUUGUAUACAGUAGCUUCAUUAUUAGUAAAGAUGCAGCACAGAUGCAGGUAAUUCAGACACACACAAUUCAAAUCCCUUUCUCUUCUCUCUCUCUCUCUCUCUCUCUACUAUUUACUAUAAUUCAUUCAAAUAAACGUAAUCGUAUCGCAUUACUUUAUCUCUGUGUAUGAUUUAGAGCAGACAGAAUUCUAGAUCCCGUAUAUAAAAUUGCUAAUGAAAAUUAACCGUUAUUUAUUAUUUUUUUUCAUAAUUUUGCACUGCAAACAUCAAUGACCGCUUUAAUUGUCAAUGCUGGCAAGUGACCAUGGUAUAAGCGGGAUAAUCAGGAUGUUCUUUGUAACGCACACCUAGACAUGAAUUAUCCCUUACUUAUGCAGUGUCACCGGAAAUAAAUGAUUUAACACAGAAAUGAAAACAACUGAUACAAAAAUAACAUUAAAAAAAUAGCAAAGUUAACAUUCAGUCAGUUAUUUGCCAAUUUCUUUAAGUAACAAUGGAGAUGGUCAUUGCAGUAUCUCAGGAAAAGCGCACCCCCCCCCCCCCCCCCCCUCCCUUCCGGGAAUAAUAAUUAAACACCUUAUUAAUAUUAUAUCAUUGGAUUGGUCAACGCUGCUCCAACAAUAUUAGAUAUUAGAUAUUAGACAGGUAUCAACAGAAAUGGAAACUUUACACAAUUGUAUAAAAGUAAAAUACUGUACUUUUUUUUAAAAAAAGCUAUACUGAAUGUUCUGAAAAAUGUUCAGAAUCAAUGAUGGAGCAGGUUCAUCUACUAGCCUAAAUGUAUUUACAGUAAUGGCUACUAAUAAAUUUAGUAUAAUCUAUUCGGUAUUUACCAUUUCUACAAAGCAUAUAAUUAAUAAAACACUUUAUUUUUCACUUUAUCUCUACGUAUUGCAAAAAUAUAUAAAAUAUACUGUAUUAUAAACUCUAUAUAUUGAGUGCUAGGGCUGAGUUUACUUGGGAUUAUAUUAUUUAUUUGCGACUGAAUGCUGGUGAGUUUUACACUUCAAUAUUGCUUAGAAGUAUAAAAAAGUAUAUGCAUUUGAAAAGUUGUAUCUGCUUUGGGAGUUUAAAUCCCAGAAUUGUCAGAGAGAGAGAGAGAGAGAGAGCCUUCUAAUACAGUGUUGAUGUGUCUUUCAUCGACGAACAUUCAGUGAAACAAAAAAAAAAUGACACAAUAUUAUUAAUUGACUCUGUCCAUGCCUCCGGUAUUAAAGUAUUUUUGCGGAAGGACCAGAGACGUGAUGUGAUCUGAAACACGAAGCCUAUUUAUUACCUAUAUAUUUUUGCACCAACUUAAUUUAUCUCUUAAAUUGAAUUGGAUAUUCGGAUGGAGACAUGGAUAUCACUACUGACGCAGACAGCGCUCAUCCAAUCAGAGGCCUUAAUUACAAACAUGCACAUUUCAGACGGGAAGAUUGACGUGUGUGUCCAGAAGCCACUCAGCUCGUGUGAUGGCCGGUGUAAUUUUUUAAUUGCUGUCACUGAGCAAAGAUCAUACCAUGGCAUAAAGACAUGAGGCAGCACGAGUGAUGUCUCUGCCUUAUAGUAAUACGUUUUUUUUUUUUUACUGAAACAAACAAACAAGCCAUGCGUUAAAUGACUGCAGAUAGCAGGAUAUCAGACGCACUGAGGCAGAGAGGUGAUUGUAGGCUGAAUUUUUAGACCUUUUUGUGUUUAUGUGCGUGUGAGCCAUUACUAUACAGUGUAAACACAUCAAGCUUUAAUGCUUUAAUAUACAGAUUCAGAGAGAGAGAGAAAGAGAGAGAGAGAGAGAGAGAGACUCAGAGAGAGAGGGUGAGCGAGAGAGAUACAGACUGAGUGUGAGAGAAAGAGAAACAGAUAAAGAAUGAGAGACAGAGAAAGAAUGAGAGAGACAAAGUGAAAGAAGGACAGAGUAACAGAAAGAGACAGAUAGACAGAGAGAGAAACAGAGAUACGCAGAGACAGAGACAAACAGAACGAGAGAGACAGAAAGUGUGAGAGAAACAGACAGAGAGAAAGAACAAGAGACACAGUGAAAGAAAGACUGAGUGACAGAAAGAGAUAGAUAGAUAGAUAGAUAGACAGUCAGAAAGAAAGGCAGAGAGAGACAGACAGACUGAAAGAAAGCAAGAUAAACAGAGUGAGAAACAGACAGAUUAGCAGAGAUAUAGACAGAAAGAGAGACAGUGACAGACAGACAGACAGACAGACAGAGCGUGACAGAGAGAGUGAGAGAAGCAAACAGAAAACGACCCAGAGAGACAGAGACAGGUAGACAGAUAGCAAGAGAGAGACAGACAGAUAGACAGAAAAAAAACCAGACAGAUAGGCAGAGACAAAGAGUGAGAAACAGACAGACAGGAAGAGAGAGAGAGAGAGAGAGAGAGAGAGAGAGAGAGAGAGAGAGAGAGACAGACAGACAGAGAGAAAGAGAGAGAGAGGAAGAGACACAGAGACAAACAGCCAGAAAAAUAGACAGAUAAAAAGAGAGCCUAUAUAAGCUGGUGUGAGUGAGACGGAUAGAGAUACUGUGGAGAGUGAAAGAGAUUAAGAACAAUAACGGAGAGAGAGAGAGAGAGAGAGAGAGAGAGAGAGAGAGAGAGAGAGAGAGAGAGAAGGUGAAGAAGAAAAACAGAAUGAGUGCGCAAGAGAGUGAAAAAGAUAUAGGGUAUAAACAGAGUAGAGGCAGAAAGCUUGUGAGAGGAUUAGGAGUUCUCAGAAUGGGAAAGAUUGCAUGAGGAUGGAAGAUUGAGAGAAAGUCAGGGAGAGAGAGAGAGAGAGAGAGAGAGAGAGAGAGAGAGUGUGUGAGAGAGAGAGAGAGAGAAUAGCAGCAGGACUGAAAUGAGCUUCACUAGUCAGUGCUAUAUGCUGUGAAUGAAACAGGAGCAUCUGACUACAUCAUUAAUACUAACACCAGGUUCUCCCUGCCUCUCACACACACACACACACACACACACACACACACACACACACACACACACACUAUACCUCGUUUAGACACUACUUUCAGCUUUCAGACAUCGAGCUUUCCAUUUGCUUUGCUAUUGCUCUCAUAGACACUUUCGAACACUUAUGUCUUUUCCUCCCCUUGUUUUUUCUUUCUCUCUUCUCUCUCUCUGUCUUUGUCCUGCAGCGGAGUCAUGUGCUCAGUGGACUGUAUCGCUCUCUGUUCCACCCUACACUCCAACCCCAAUUACAUGACCAUAAUUAACACCGCUAAUGUUUUCCUAAUGAAGAACAUUCUCAAAAGAAAAAGAAAAAAAAAAUCACCAAAAACACUAAGGCCGUAUUUAAGCUGGCCGAGCGUGUGUAAUACUUAUUCAGAACACGAAAGCUUUAUUUUGUACUAAUUGACGCCUCACGGCUUUACGCCGCCAUUUUUUUGGGUCAUUGAAUUCCACAUUAGUAUGCGACUUUAAAGCAGCAUGACACUAGUGCUGUGUUUUCCUGAAUUUCUUUAUGUUGUUUGUCUUUCUGUAUCUGUAUUGACACUGGACCUUAGAGUUCACGCUCCACUGUUGACUGUGCACACAUCCGCAGACCAUGGACAGAUGUACGCUACAGAACAGGGCCGUUCACAGCACAUCAUCACUCACCGCGAUCAGGUCAUGGUGUGGCAGCAGAUGUUCCAUCAAGACAGAAUGAAAAAUACAGAACCAUAAUAGCACAGGAAAUAUUUUGGAAGUGAGGAUGCUGCUGUGAUCCAUGCCAAAGUUGCCUCAUCCACACACUGUACCCGUCCCGUACUCGCUCUAACCACGCUGCUCAUUGGAGAUCUAUCCAUUUAGAUCCUUGCGUACAAUUUAUGGUGCUAAUUAUAAAAUUGUAAUUGCAGUAGAUUGCAUAGUGAUCAUCAUAUACGGUAUUACAAGGCCUUAAUGCACAAACAUAAUCAAAAUAAAAAAAAAAAAAAAAAAAGAGAGAGAGAGAGAGAGCGGGCACAAUCCAAGUCAGCAGGUAGACCAAAAAUAUUAAAAAGCCUGAAUGCUGCUCCUUGUUGUUAAAUCAUGUUGGUGAAAUGAUCAGGGCUCCAGCAUCAGGUUAUUAAAUGUGUGGAGUUUCUCUUGUCUAUGUGGGUUUCCUCCCCAAGUCCAAAGGCAUGCUCUGACAGGCUAAUUGGCAUCUCUAAAUCGUCUGUAGUGUGUGAAUGGGUGCGUGAGUGUGUGUAGGUGUGAUUGUGCCCUGCGGUGGGUUGGCUCCCCAUCCAGGGCAUCCCCCACCUUGUGCUCCAAGUCCCCUGGGAUUAGCUCCAGGUUCCCUGCGACCCUGUGUAGGAUAAGCGGUACAGAAAAUUGACGGAUGGUUGCUCGUAGGCAGAUGGGCUACUCCAAAUCACCCCUAGUUGUGCAUAAAUGUGCAAAUGUGUGUGUGUAUGUGUGUAUGGUGCCUGGCAUCCCAUCCAGGGUGUAUUCCCACUUCAUUCCCAGUGACUCCACUGCAACUCUGACCAGGAAAAAACGGUCCCUAUUACCUGACUGGUUAAUUCCGCUCUCAAUAUCUAAUCCAGUUGGUAGUUACUUGUAAUUUGGUCCAGCUCCUGAAGUCACAACCUCGAUGUCUGAGAUAUCUACCUAGAUACCUAAUAAUGAGCAAAAAGUUUGAGGUUUUUCAUUCGCAGAAACAAGGUCUCAACUCUAAACCCUUCACAUACACUCCUACUGAAUCCCCUCUUAAAUCCUAAAAUCACCAUGUAUCCUUUAUUGUACCGCUCUAAACACGCUCGAUGUCUCCUUUCUUAGCUGAUAUUUACUUUCAUGUUGGAGAGCAAACUCUGAAUAGAUGGAGGAAUAGUUUUAGUCGCUCAAGUGCUGCCCCAUGCAUCUGAUGCCUCUUUUGUCUUGCUCCAAACCCACCCUACACCCUUACUGUGCUCACUGUAAUCACUCCUUAUGCCUAUUUACAAAUAUAUAUGGCUACCAUCCCUGCUCUAAACACGCCCCAUACCCCAACUCACCCCUCGUCCUCCCCUUAUCCCUGGUGUACACACUCUCAGCUGUUCCUCUGAGAUCGGCUCCUUUGACGAUUCUUCAAAGCGACUAGUUUAAGCCGACAAUGCAACUGAGGACUAAAGUUUCAUGUUGCCAAGGUUAAGCAGCAACUCUGGCUUUAGUUCACAGUCAGUUUGGACAACUUUCAGCUGUCAUGGGUGCCACAAAACACGCCCUCUUCCCCAAAUGGAUCAGAUCCCAGAGCUGUGACUCUUUAUCCAGACCAUGCAGCGGUGUUGCCUGGCAAUCAGCGCUAAUUCACAAUUAGUCACAUUAGCACAAGUAGUCACAGCCUGGGAGUUCCUUAUGGGCUCUGGAACUCAUUUCUCAGCUUCACACUCCUUUUGGUAUUCAGGUUCUGCGCUGUGUCCUGUUUCCUAUCAAGUGUAUUAAGAAAAGAAAAGAAAAAAAAACUUUAAAAGGAUGAAAUCACUGUUGCUGUGUACCAUUAACAAUGUUCCAUCUGAAAUAAAGGAAGAAACGAUCGGUCUGAG
Messenger RNA from Ictalurus punctatus (channel catfish), 11476 nucleotides. It is a transcript of the gene gfra3, whose product is annotated as GDNF family receptor alpha 3. Bases 600 to 1982 code for a protein of 460 amino acids. The transcript has 8 exons. Gene Ontology annotation, biological process: nervous system development. Gene Ontology annotation, molecular function: signaling receptor activity. The record is from RefSeq and is a predicted model, not a curated record. Gene Ontology annotation, cellular component: signaling receptor complex; external side of plasma membrane. Lineage: Eukaryota; Metazoa; Chordata; Actinopteri; Siluriformes; Ictaluridae.